Molecule: messenger RNA, 2648 nt
Organism: Pieris napi
Lineage: Eukaryota; Metazoa; Arthropoda; Insecta; Lepidoptera; Pieridae
Product: dual specificity protein phosphatase 13-like
Exons: 5
Coding region: 202-855 (217 amino acids)
Biological process (GO): negative regulation of MAPK cascade; protein dephosphorylation
Cellular component (GO): cytoplasm
Molecular function (GO): protein tyrosine/serine/threonine phosphatase activity; MAP kinase phosphatase activity
Source: RefSeq, a predicted model, not a curated record
AAAUUCACAUGUAUGGAAUUUAAAAUUUCAUUCAGAUUUCAGAAUCAUCAAUCAGUAUUUCUGAAUUUCUGAUUAGGUUUUCGUAAUUUUAAUUAUUUUUAUUUUAAUAUAAAAAAUAAAUGAAUAUUUAAACGUAUGUUCAUUUUAAUUAAUUCUGUAAGGUUUGAGAUUUUUUUAUAACUAAUUUGUGCAAGAACCAAGAUGAGUUACAGGGAUUCCUUUUCACUAUACCCGAGAUAUCAUACAUACAGUACUUCUAAAGACCUGCGUGUAGGAUCUCAUCUAAGAAGUCCAACGAUGUAUGGGGGAUCCCAAUCAUCUGUCUUGAGCUCCUUAUCAACAUACAGAUCUAGUGGCUUGGAUGGGGUUUCCUACACACCCACACCUGAUUUAAAUGAAGUGUAUCCAGGAUUGUUUGUUGGAGAUGCGGUGGCUGCAAAAGACAAAGCAUUUUUAAGGCGAAUGGGUAUUAACUAUGUAUUAAAUACUGCUGAAGGAAAGCGCUACACACAAGUAGACACGGAUCAUUUGUAUUAUCGAGAUUGUCCUGGUCUGCGCUAUAAAGGCUUUCAACUCAUGGAUCUUCCAUCUACUGAUAUAUCAAAGUACUUUCAUAUUGCUGCAAAUUUUAUUGAUGAAGGAGUAUCAAGAGGGGGUCGUGUGUUGGUACAUUGCUUUAUGGGAGUAUCACGCUCAGCCACAUGUGCUCUUGCUUUCCUCAUGAUCAAGAGAGGUAUGACUUUGGCCGAAGCUUUAGCUUUGGUUCGUUCUCGUCGUGAUAUUCAUCCCAAUGAAGGGUUUAUUCGUCAAUUGAGGGACCUUGACAGGGAAUUGCGUGUAUGUAGAAUUCGCUGACAGCACACCCCACUUGAACCAGUUCUCAGUCUACCAUACAACUUUAGCUCACAACAUCUUCGUGUACGCAGCUUAGACAGAACUUAUCGAAGUCGCUAUCAUUGAUAAUGAGACAGAGAACAAUAAAGUUUGUGACAACUGUUUGAACUUUAAAAAAAAUUAGUACCAUAGUUUUAAGUACUAACACAGAAUGUAGAUAGGAUAGCAAUGUGUUUGUUUACGAAAGUAGGUAUAGAUAAAGAGUAUAAUUUUUUAUCCAUCCAAUCAAUUUGACUUGGUGGGUUAUUGUGGGGAUUUAAGGAAAGUUUAAAAAAUUAUUUAUCACUUUGAAAAAAAAUUGUUGAUACCAUACAAACUUGUACUAACAGGUCAUUUGUAAAACAGUACUUAAUUAGCCAAAAAUUAAAUUGAUAUGUUACAAGGUUUAUAAAAUACAUAGUAUUCUAUUCAACUAUAGUACAAUUGCCUAGCCUUAAAUGUAAAAAGAGGAUAGUAUUUUCACAAUAAUAUAAUUGUUAUUUAAUUAAUGAAAUAAAUACAAUACAACAGAAAUCAUUAAUUGGACUAUCCACUUAAUGGAUUUCUGUUUAAAAUUAAAUUAAAAUAUAAAAUUGGACAUACACAUUCAAUCAUGUAGACUACAUGAUGUAGUGUAAGAAUUUAAAGACUGGCAUUAAUGAUUGUGGCUUGAAAAGAUCUUGGAUGAUUUAUGCUUUUUAGAAAUAUGCAUGCCGACUGUUGAGGUAGCAUGAAUGUCAUUGCCCUUUAAACAUUAUGUCAAGGUGUAAAAUUGGGCAUGUUGCCAACAUGACAUCAUUAUAUUUUGUGAAGAUGCCGUUCUUGAAAUUAUUCUAUUUUUAAAUUAGAUUUCACUAACAACAUUCACUGAAAUAAAUAUAAGUGAUGAGUUAGUAACUUAUGUUUGUUUUUCUAAUUAAGUAACAUGAUUUGAUUGUUAGAAUAAACAAAACUAAUAACAAAAUGUAUUUAAUACAUUAUAUUGAUAAAUUCCUUUUCCAUAGGAAAAGAUGAAUCUUAAAAUGGAUGUUAUUUAUUUUUUUAAUUGUUAACAUUGUGAUAUUUCACAUAAUGUAUUAGAAAAAUAGAAUUUUCUGUAGUACUAGUAAUUUAUGCUUUUAUUUAUUUAGACUUGCUAGAAAUUAUCUGAAAUGUUGAUUAACAACUUAUCUUUUGUAUGGUUUUAUAGAUCUAUACUAGUUUGAGCACUAAUUAAGUUAGGUACACAACCUUGUAUAUCCAUUAAGGAUACAAAAUUCUUUUUAACAUAAAAGAAACUGUGAUAAACCACCAAAAAUAUUUUAGAAAACUAGCUAGAUGUUAUUUAAAUAAUCACCAGUUGUAAACGGACUAGUCUUAUUUUAAACAAUACAUAUAUAAUAUAUUGAUAUGUUACCAGUAACUUAACCAUUUAUUAAAUAGUUAUAUUUAUAUUAUGUAAGUAUAUGUAUAUUUACAUUAUGAAAUAUAUAAAAAAUUAUAAAACACAAUGCUUUAGGAGCUAAGCUAAGGAUGUUCAUGCAUUAAAUUAUUUCAUUUACUUAGUAACUUCAUGAAAAUUAUGUAUAUAUGUUGUUAUUUAGAGACAAAAUUAGUUUUUCUAACCAUGUUACUCUACAUGUGGCAAAGAAUUUAGUGCAGAAUAUUAAUAAUAAAUUAGAUUGUUUGUAAUAACCCUGUAUAAUUAUGAUCCUUUCUAUAUAUAUUUAUAAUGUGUGCUUUUAAAAGAUUGUUAUGAUGUAUUAAAUUUUAAUUGAAUAAAAAUAGAAAUAAUC